Molecule: messenger RNA, 1815 nt
Organism: Pelobates fuscus (common spadefoot toad)
Lineage: Eukaryota; Metazoa; Chordata; Amphibia; Anura; Pelobatidae
Product: ubiquitin carboxyl-terminal hydrolase 38-like
Exons: 6
Coding region: 1-1815 (604 amino acids)
Biological process (GO): protein deubiquitination
Cellular component (GO): nucleus; cytosol
Molecular function (GO): cysteine-type deubiquitinase activity
Source: RefSeq, a predicted model, not a curated record
AUGACAGACGAGGCAACAGUCCUUGACAUUGAGGAAACAAUACCUGAGACCAAAGAUUCCAGUUCAAAAAGUAAAACUGGAUGGUUUCAAAAUCUGAUAUUAUGGAUACGUUUAUUUUGGACAAAACUAUGUGAUUUCGUAAGGUGUCUAAGACUGCGGGUUUGCAAUUGGUGCUCGUUCGCCUGUUUUGAGAAACCGAACAUUACAGGGUUUUUCACAGGCAAAGGAAGAGCCGAAAAUCUCACCUGUGAGCAAGACAUCAUCAACUUCCUCAACAAUAACCGCAGCAAAGUAACCGGAGACAAGAGCAAGCCCAAGGAAAUCGAGAACCUGCCACAGUCAGUGACAUUAAAAACCAAGAAAAUUGGCCUAAUCAACUUGGGAAACACAUGUUUUAUGAACAGUGUAUUGCAAGCAUUAUUCAUGGCAGCAGAUUUUAGGAGGUAUGUGUUAUCUCUGAAUCUGAGUGGGUGGCAAUCACUGAUGGAGAAAUUGAAACAUCUUUUCAAGAAGUUAUCUCAUACAAACAAGGUAUCUUAUGCACCUUGUGAAUUUUUUAUGGCUUCAAGACCACCUGGGUCCAGUCCUAAUUCCCAGGAAGACUCUGCCGAGUAUCUCAGAUUCCUUCUAAACAGAUUGCAAGAAGAGGAGAAAUCAACACAGAAUUCAACACCUCGGAGCACAGAACUGGGGAAGGAAGAAAAAACUGUGAUAGAAAGCAUGUUUGGGGGAAAGCUGAAAACAAACACUUGGUGUAAGACCUGCAAAAGCACCUCCCAGAAGAGAGAAGAUUUCACUGAUAUUCCUCUGGCUUUCUCUUCAUUUGUCAAACCAGCACCGGUAAUGGCAUGCUCUACCGAGGAAAAACAUAACAAUUCUGUUACAAUCAAUAUGACCCCAGUUGCAGAAUCACCCACUAGCAACAUCUCAUGUCAAAAAACUGGAGAGGAAAAGACACAGGAAACACCUACGGUAAAAGACCUGCUAACUAGUUUCCUGGCACCAGAGGUUCUCGAUGGAGAUAACAAGUAUCAGUGUCAAACAUGUGCUUCCCUCCAGACUGCAGAAAGGACUAAGAUGAUCGUGGAAGAGCCACAAUAUCUAAUUUUAACUUUACUGCGAUUUGCCUAUGAUACAAUCUGCAAUGUGAAGCGUAAGAUAUUGGAUCCUGUGUCCAUUCCACUCGUACUGGAUUUGCCUGUAGAGAGAUCAACAUCUCGGGCUGCAUCAGCAGAUCAGACACUGGAGAAUGAGAAUAGAAGACCUGAGGUAGAAGACCUGUCACAUAAACAACAACAAGUGCCCUAUGUUUUAAAUUCUGUUGUGGUCCAUUCUGGGUUAUCAUCUGACAGUGGUCACUAUUAUUCUUAUGCGCGGGACAUAUCUGAUAAUUCAGGGUGUUCACAUUCUGAAAAACACUCUUCGGCCCUCGGCUCUGUGAAUGGAAAUGAAGAAUGGUUUCUGUUUGAUGACAGCAGUGUUUCCAUGAAAACAACACACUUGUGUUUAAUUUUACGUGACAUUAAUCCCCCUGGAACGGCAGGCUACUAUAUGGAGGAAGAGGCGUACGCCACUCUGUCAGACUCUGAUAGUGACUCUAUAGCAGACAGUGACACUAUCGCAGCCUCUGAUAUUGAGCCCCUGAGUAACCCCUCAAGUGAUUAUGCCCCACCACCAUCUAUGAGAGGGCGCUUAAGAAGCCCAGUGCCAGAGGAAAACUGGGUACCCCCAAACCUGACAAUCCGAGAAAUACCUCUAUUCACUGCUACACCUUUCAUCAUAGUAACAGUGUAUGACUGUGAGUCAAUUUACUAG